UUACUGAACCCCUUUGUUUCCUCUUCCCACAGCUCGGGGUCAGCGCAGAGCGGAGAGGGACUCGGCGGCCUAGUCUCGGGCCAUGGAGGCCCCUACAGACAUUAUUCCGGACCUGCAGUCAUGCGCAAAAAGGACUCCGGGGGUGGGGGCUCUAGUCGGGGUCCUUCUUCGCCCUCCUCCAGCGCCGAUGCGUGCAGAGAGCUGGCCCCUCUGUCCACACUGAGAGACCCCCGGGAGGCGAGCCCCACUCCCGCCGCUCAGGGGGUUCCCACCACGCCCUCUUCUGCCACCUCAGCCCCGCCCUCCGGCUCGUGUCUGCGCUCGCGCGGAGAUCAAAAACGGCUGGAGGUCAAGAUUGCAAGCCACGCCCCCUCGGCUCCCACGCCGUCCUCCACUGCGGGCUCGCUCAUCAGCAUGGGCGGCGCGGGGGCACCUGUCGAUCAUCCCCACCAUCACCACCAAGGGGGCGGUCCUCCUCCUGGCCAAGCCCCGCCCCUGCCACUCCCCGCUCAAGGCCGCUACUACCCCAAUCCAGAUCCACAACCCCCGGACGCCUACGCCAUCGCACGCUCGCGACAGCGCAGUAGGCGUGUCAUUCUGAAUGUGGGCGGGGUGAAACACGAGGUUCUGUGGAGGACGUUAGAGCGCAUGCCCCACACCAGGCUGGGGAAGCUUCGAGACUGCACGUGCCACGAGGCCCUCAUGGAGCUGUGCGACGAUUACAACCUUGGAGAGAACGAGUUUUUCUUCGACCGGCAUCCUCGCUCUUUCUCCUCCAUCCUCAACUUCUACCGGACAGGGCGACUUCAUCUGGUCGAAGAGAUGUGCGUUCUCAGCUUUUCUGAGGAUCUGGAGUAUUGGGGCGUGGACGAGUUAUAUCUGGAGUCGUGCUGCCAGCAUCGAUAUCACCAGAAAAAGGAACAUGUUUACGAGGAGAUCCGUAAAGAGGCAGAAUCAAUCCGUCAGAGAGACGAAGACGACUUCGGCACCGGAGUAUGCUCGCACUGGAGACAGAAGGUUUGGGAUCUCCUGGAGAAACCAACGACUUCUAUGGCAGCCAGGGUAGUGGCCAUCAUCUCUAUCCUGUUCAUCGUGCUGUCCACCAUAGCGCUGACCCUCAACACUAUCCCGGCCCUCCAGGACCGCGCUGACCCCUCCCUGAACCAGGACAACGAAGACCUCGCCGUGGUGGAAGCCGUGUGCAUAGGCUGGUUCACUCUAGAGUACCUCGCUCGCUUCUGGGCCUCCCCCAACAAGUGGAAGUUUUUCAAAGGCCCGCUCAAUGUGAUAGACUUGCUAGCCAUCAUGCCCUAUUUUAUUUCUUUGGGUCUCACGGAGACGAACAAGAGCACUACUGAACAGUUUCAGAACGUGCGUCGCGUGGUGCAGAUUUUUAGGAUCAUGAGAAUUUUACGUAUUCUGAAGCUCGCCCGCCACUCAACGGGGCUACAGUCUUUAGGGUACACAUUGCAGCGAUCGUAUAAAGAACUGGGUAUGUUGUUGAUGUUCCUAGCUAUAUUCAUCUUGUUAUUCUCCUCGUUGGCGUAUUUCGCGGAAAAAGACGAACCGGAAACGAAGUACAAAAGCAUCCCUGAGACCUUUUGGUGGGCAGCCAUCACCAUGACGACCGUCGGGUACGGAGACAUCUACCCGAAGACCGUCCUGGGUAAAGUUGUGGGCAGUGUGUGCUGUAUCUGUGGCGUAUUGGUCAUUGCUCUCCCCAUUCCCAUCAUCGUCAACAAUUUCGCCGAGUUCUACAAGGAUCAGAUGCGGCGCGAGAAGGCUUUCAAGCGGCGCGAAGCCUUAGAGAAGGCCAAGCGCACGGGCAGUAUCGUGUCGUUCCACUCCAUCAAUCUACGAGACGCCUUCGCCCGAAGCGUCGAUCUCAUGGAGGUGAACUCGCCCUCCCACAAGGCGCAUGCGCAGUCGGGCAGCGUCGGAGGCGGGAGCGUGUGUGGUGGAGUGGGCGGUAUCGGAGUUGGAGGAGGUGGUGGGGGCGGGCCAGGGGGCGGAGACUCGUGCAGUAUUGACAGUAAACACAGCCACGCCGCCGUGCUGUGCGGCAGUCAGGCACUGCUCGCCGCGCACGAUCCCAACAACCCGCACGCUCUGCAGCAUCAGCAGCAGCAGCAGCACCACCAGCCCCUCCAUCACCACCACCACCACCACCACCACCACCAUCCGCACCUCCGCGGGACGUCGGCGGACGAGGAGGCGGGGCUUCUGACUCCGGGCGUGGUCUCCGGCAGCUGUGAGAACCUGGUGGCCAACUGCAGCACGAACAACCUGUUGGACGCUGACGAGGAGUCGCUCAAGAGGAUGACGUCAUCACAACCGCUGCUCAACUCUCAAACUCAGGGAAGAAUGGACGUCGGUCGGCCAGAGCGUCUUUCACCGGACAAGAGCUGUAUCGAGAUGCAGCAACUCCCGCGCCAAAGCAGCAACGCCAGCAGCAGCGACACCUACAGCAGCUGUAUGACUCACCCGCACGGGUCGCCGCGGAGCUCCGGCGGCCACAGCUCGGGCGAUCGACACAAACAAAACUUGUACGUGAAUCCUCUGGACGACCCGGCCAGCGUGGAAGAGCAAGACGUGGUGCAGUCCCCUGGCGGAACCUUGUACGACACCGUCUACAAAGAGUCUUCGUCCUCCUCGACGUCUUCUUCUGCGCAGCCUCCGCAUCCUCAUCUUCCACAGCCCCAGCACCUCUUCCAUCAUCACCACCAUCAUCCACACCACCAGCAACAGGCCAACAGGCGCCACCCGCCUCUCAUCUACCAGCACCAGCAGCAACAGCAACGACAACACACUGGCGGAGGCGCAGGCGGAGGCGGAGGCGGCAGCGGCAGCGGGGGCGGUGGUGGCAACGCCAACAACAGCUUUAACAAUCAGCAGGAGACUCGCUUCAACGGGAGUAGUGGCGGGUCCGCGGACAGCCCCGUCGCUGGGAGCCCCGUCGCCAACAAUGCCAACACUAGCAACAACCCGACGACAGCCGGCUCAGCCAACCAGAUCGUUCAAAAGCUGGACGACGGUUUCACCGCCACCUGGGAGCGAGGAGUCCAGCCGCCAUCUUCCUCCUCGUCGCCCUUCCCCAUAGCUCAGCUUCCUUUCCACGCCGUGACGUCCUCCCCGGGAAAUAUCUGCGCCAUGAACCCGCAACAACAACAACAGCAACAACAACAACAACAACAGCCACCCUCCUCCACCAGCCCAGAAGCUCACUCACCAUCUGACUCCAUGAGUCUCUUACAAACUGACGACAGUUCCUUGACCCGGAAGUCGAGUUUCAAACGAUACAAGUCGUUGUCCGUGGAAAAACAUCCACGAAUCUCCAGCGUAAAGGACCGGAACUUUUCUUCCACAGACAGUCUGCAUAUCAACUCGAGCGGCCGGCCAAGACUCAAAUUCCGGAAGGCCGUCUCCCUCGCCAGCAGGCUACAGUCAAGUCCCUCCACGGGGCGGAAACUAGCCAACUAUCACCUCAUCUCCAACUCCAAACCAGCAUUGGACUCUGGCGUUUCGGACAUCAGCUCAAUCCAAGCUGAGGAAAAGUUGUCGAUUUUGCAAAGAUCCAGCCCCGCUCUCCUGGAGCCUUCUCCUGCCCACAACCUCAAAUCCAUAAACUUGAUAGAUUUGGGCGACGUGCGCAACCGGAACAAGACGGCUCAGUUUCUCCUCUCCUCCCCCAUCUCCACGGCCUCCGACUCUUCCUACUCCCUGGGUCCUCUGUCUGCCGGGCAGCGGCGCGCCCACUGGAGGUACUUCAACGCCAACAGCCACCCUCAGUCCAACUGCGACAACAACCUGUCCCAGGUAGACACAGGCAUCAGGAGUCCGCUGUACCGCCAUUCUUCGUACCCGCUGUCGGGCCAGCAGCUCAUGACAUGCGUGAACAUCGACUCCCCCGACGACAACGACGAGAACCUCAGCCCCCCGCCUUCCUCCAUCUCGCCCCCGACUUCUUGCCCUAACAACAACCUCAAUAAUAACAAUAACAACACCCACCGAAGCGGCGGUAAUGGUGGGAGUGGGGGUGGUGGUGGUGGCGGCGAUGGUGGUGGUGGUGGUGGUGGUGGAAAUGUUCGCGGCAACUCCUCCUCGAAACGACAACAAAGACAUUUCAGCCCAGGUCACAUCGUGCACUCAGAGGGUGAAGAGGAGGAUGAAGAUGAGGACGAUGACGUGGAAGAUGAUGAGCUGGAAGAAGAGGACAACGUGAGGAACCACAUGACCUGGCCCACCAGCAAAGUGGACACGGAACUGCCCCCGGCCCAAUCGGUUCUCAGUCCAACCAGCAUGGACGGAGAGGCCCCCAGCGCAAGAGGCUCCAUCUCUGGUCUUUCGUCGACGCCAUCUUCCAGCUCCCUCUCAGACCCACACCUCCUGAAGUCCUCCCCAUCCUCCGACCUUGUUCCCAAACGCCAAGGCUCGCAAGUCAGCGAAGACCCCACCUCGCAGUCGCAAAGCCUGUACGAGACGGCAGAGUCACUCCCAGAUGACAGUGACGGCGGCCUGGACCCUUUCUCCGCCCACAGCGUCAUGGACCUCGGCACCGGCUCGGCCCCGUCUCACAACUCCGCCAACAGUAGAAGUAACCAUGGAGACGGCUUCCUGGCGGGAGGUCCCGAACAGCCACCUCAACAACAGCAAGUGCAACAACAACAACAGCCUCAGUCGCCGCUGCAACAGCACCCCUCGCCAACGCAGAGCGUCCCCUCCCCCACUGAUCCAUACAGCAAGGUGGAGAAUAACUCGCAGCAUCACAGCUUGCCGCCAGGGGGAACUAGUGGGUAGCGACUGUUGUUACUGACAACGCCACCUCCGCACUUUAUAUGCAACUGCGCAUUGAUCGUGUGCUCGGCGACCACCCCGCGCGGUGAUGAGCUCGUCACGUCUGCUGUUGCUGAUGACGACACUGCUACCACAGACCGAGUGGGUAACUGAGGAGAGACCUUAUCUCAACUCACGUGAAAACGGGGAUUUCUGCAACAAGCCGGGACGAUGAAGGGAAUUUGAAACUUGAGGAGACUCAAAGCGGGAGAGAGAGACUUUUACUGGAGACUGACGAUAAACGCGUUCCUCGAGCUUUUUUUUUUUUUUUUUUUUUUGAGCCAGGGACUGGCCGACGAGAUUUUUCGGCCUCCUUAGGUGUAUUCAGAUUGAAUACUGGUGGAAUAGCAGAUUUUAGUCGUGUGUUGCAAUGUUUCCUUAGCUAGGAGCUGUAAGUGUGUUGCAAUGUUUCCUUAGCUAGGAGGUGUAAUUGUAAUUCGUUGUUGUCUUCAGAUUUUUUGUUUGGUAAUUAUAACCAGGGUUUAUGUUUUUUUAGUUAGUUUCUAUGUAUAAGUUUAGGUUGUUCGAGUUGUUUCUCAUUUUCACAAACACCAGCACUUGCGUGAUGUUUUUCUACAGCAGAAGAUGCAUUUUAAAUAAUCAUUUUGUUUGUUAAGUUGCUAUUUUUCCUUUUUAGGUCUAUGCAUUAUCUCAAGGAGCACGCAUGUUUGAUUUGGUUCUAAUUAGACUGCCAACUGUGAGCUUUAUGGUAAGAUAGUAAGUGACCUCUCAAAGUUAAUAACUAUAAUUUUAUCUGGGUUUACUGAGACAAUGACCUGACAUAGGAAGAUUUAUUGUCGAACAGAAUCAUGGCCUGACCUGACAUAGGGAGACAUGGUGGGGAGGGAAGCAUGCCAGUUUGUCAAAGGCGCAGAUUCGACAGUGCCCUGAAUAAUGGAAGUUAUCACUGACACCCUCAAAAAGAGUAAAUUAAUGAUUGAUUGAUUGUAUGAAUUGAAUUUUAUUUUUCAAUUGUUUUUUAACGAAAGAACAUUCAUUGUUGAAAUUUUACAGAGUAAUUUUAAUUUAAUUUGAUUUGCAUACAAAAAGGAAAUGUUGAACAACACAAGUUGAAUUGACAGUUUAGAGGGACUAUCUCUAGACCACCAAUUAGAGGGACUGUCUCUAGACCACCAAUUAGAGGGACUAUCUCUAGACCACCAAUUAAAGGGACUAUCUCUACACCACCAAUUAGAGGGACUAUCUCUACACCACCAAUU
Molecule: messenger RNA, 6053 nt
Organism: Aplysia californica (California sea hare)
Lineage: Eukaryota; Metazoa; Mollusca; Gastropoda; Aplysiida; Aplysiidae
Exons: 5
Coding region: 121-4797 (1558 amino acids)
Biological process (GO): potassium ion transmembrane transport; protein homooligomerization
Cellular component (GO): voltage-gated potassium channel complex; membrane
Molecular function (GO): protein binding; delayed rectifier potassium channel activity
Source: RefSeq, a predicted model, not a curated record